AUGUCGGCCGACUGCAUUCAACUUGUCGGCACAGACGUGCCUGGCAGCUGUGGCAGCUGCUGCUUCAGCGGCCAUGUGCAGCACGAAGCGCUGCGGAGCCCGAGCGAAGAGGCGGCACCGACGACCACACCAGCUGCGGCAGCGGCAGCCAAGCCAGUGUGCAGUGACGGUCAGUUGCUCUUUUUCAACUGCCCGGAGGGAACGCAGCGGUUCAGCGCAGAGGCGAACUUGCGCCUCACACGUACCCGCGGCUUCUUCUUCACGCGCUGGGCGCCCUCUGCAGUGAUGGGCAUGCCGGGCCUGCUCUUCACUGUCAACGACGCGGGGGUGCGCCACGCCAACUUCUUCGGCCCCAGCAGCAGCAGCAGCACAGGAGUGGCAGCAGGGCUGGAGGGAAUGCUGGACGCCCUGCGGCGGCAUUACUUCUCCUACCGCCACAUGACGUUUCAGCACCUCUGCGCUGGCCCGGCGCUGCGCCAACGGGAGACGCCACUGCCGUUGAAUUACGUGUGCGAAGUGCCACUGCCACACGCCGCCUUGCCGUCUUUCUUUGUGCUGGCACUGCUGCUGAGCCCGACAAGCGCGCUACUGGGAUUUCGCGUCUCGGGUCGCGGCGAUGGGACGGAGGAGACGUACGGCUACGCCAUUGUGCACGCACCCCCAGCGAGCUUCGACCCGCGCCGUGCAAAGGCGCUCGGCGUGCCUCCAGGGCCGAUGUAUGGCCAGCUAAAGCAGGGCACGGGUGUGUGGACCGUCGUCGGCGACGACAGCACGGCCGUUGCUGGUGGUGCGCUGCGCCGCUACAUCCACCCACACAGCGUGCGUCAGGCAACGGUAGGCAGCAGCCAAUUGUACGUCUCCCUCGUGCUUGACGGCGAUGACAGCGCCGAUGUGGCCGCCGCGAUGCAGACGCUCUUCGGUCGCGAGGAGUCCGCCAGUAUUGGGCAGCAGCAACAAGAAGAUAAGGUUGACAGUUUGGCCAAAGAAAUGGACGGCCAGGGCGAGCUGCAACGCCUUCUUGCUCAGUGGCAGCCGUCGUUGCUGUACUGCGACGCACACGCCGCGUCCGAUGGCGCUGCGCAGAGGGAGCGGAAGGUGACGCUGGUGCAUGCCGUGCAUGUGCAGCCGGCACAGUUCUUCCUUGACUUGAGUGUGAGGGGCGGCGCGGCAGCGCAGUCGCGCUACGUGGACUCCAUCUUUACAGACGUGCGGCGGGAGAUUCGCCAGCAGGCGGUGCGGUGCUACCGCCGGGAUGUCGGUGCUUCUUCUUGCAGCAGUAGCAGCAGCAGCAGCGAAUGCAGGGCGACGACGCACCACUUCUGUGCCGCUGUGCAGCAGGAGUUCUCCGCUUUUCCUACGGCCCUCGCGCACCGCUACCACCUCAACAGCAUUGCCGCAAUGCAGUUCCCAAUAAAACACCUCCCUGCUGCUGGUGCUACUACUGCUGCAGGGGGCGAAGAUGAUGGCGCUGACGAAAAGGGCCCUCUGUGGCCGUACGGGGUGAAGCACCAGCUGAUACCAGCAGGUGCCGCUGCCGCCAUUACCGACGGUGUGAAAGAUACGGCGUCAGGCCCCACUGCUGGUGCGGUGUCGCCCUCCACCACCACAAGCGGUAUUGGUGAACCCAACAAGAACAACAAGAACAAGAACAGUUCGAAGAGGCAGGAUGUGGCAGGUCUGCUGCGUUACCCAACAGCAAACUCCGCCGUGGCGAUGCUUUCGGCGCGGUUCCGCUCCAUCAUCGCGGGCACACAACAGCACACUGUGGGCUCAGAGGACGUAUCUGCGGAUGUUUCCGCAUCGUCUUCGCUGUACAACAGCAAAACCUUUGAUGGCCAACAAGACCACAACGACGGCGGUAGCGGUGAUGCGUGGCACCUCGAUGGUGGUGGGGCGCUGACGUUUCUUGGAACAGGAUCUGCCGUGCCAAGCAAGUACCGCAACGUGAGCGGGACAUAUCUUGAAGUGAUGUACCACCCGCGCCAAGGCACAGCACUUCGCCGCGCUAUCGUUGUACUGGACUUUGGCGAGGGAAGUGCGGGGCAGCUGGCGAUGUUGUGGGGUGGCGAAGCACUGCAGCGCUUUGUUCAUGACCUAGCAUUUGUGUUCAUCUCACACGCCCACGCUGACCACCACCUCGGGCUGCUGAGCCUGCUGGAGCUGCGCCACCGUGUGCUGCUAGCAGCAUCUGGCACGGAGCACAGCAAAGACAGCAGCAGCAGCAGCAUCAGAACCGAGCCGCUCCUUGUUGUGUGCCCGCAGGAGGUGCACGAGUUCCUGCUGGAGACGUGGGGCUGCUGCGCUGCGUACCGGAAGUGGUUGCAGGAGGAAGUCGUAUUCGACAUCAUUCCCGCAGAGCGGUGCAGAGGCGAUGCGGAAAAACGAUUUGCUUCUGAUGCACCGGUGUUGUUGCCACGACUCAAUGCACUGUGCGCGCGUUUACACAAUGACACAGCGACAGGAACAUCGACACCAGCAGCAGGAGUUGCUGCGGAAAGUCAUGCAUCGUCCCCACUGCUGUGGGCGGCUGAGGUGUUCCCAGUGCACCACCCCGCCAACGCCCACGCGCUGCUUCUCCGAUUCCCUGCACCACCAGGGAGCGGAGGCACCGUCGCAUCUCGCGUGCUGCUCUUCUCGGGAGACACACGCCCAUCACAGCUUCUCAUUGAACGCUGCCGCCAUUUCACCCGCGCGAGCUGCAACAGUGGAAUGCAGCAACAAGAAGAGCAAAAUGAGGGUGGAGAGUUGUUCCUCUGCCUGCACGAGGCCACCUUUGGCGAGGGCUGCGAGGAAGAGGCGGUGCGGAAGUGCCACUCAACGCUCUCCGAGGCACUGCACGUCGCUGCUGCAGUUGCGGCGCGGCACGUUGUGCUCAACCACUUCUCGCAGCGCUACCCAAAGCUGCCGGCGCUGAUGAAGUCCCAGCUUGAUGGGAGGGACGUCGACCUGCAUGGCAGACGCCGGCGUCGGCGGGAGGAGGAGGAGGAGGGCGGCGGCGAGAACGAACAACAACAGCAACAGCAGGAGGGGCAGACAUCCAGUGCCGAUGCGGUAGUGGCGGCUGGGGCGCGGAAGAUGUGUUUUGGGUUCGACUUUAUGCGCCUCAGCUUCGCGUCGCUGGAGAGUGGCGAAACGGCGCGGCUGACGCCCAUGUUCGUGCAGCUGCUGGAAGAGUACGAGUCGUGGGGCGUCGGCACCACGAAACGAUUACGCGAGUGA
Trypanosoma grayi is the source of this 3219-nucleotide messenger RNA. Its product is annotated as ribonuclease Z. The coding region runs from base 1 to 3219 and encodes 1072 amino acids. Gene Ontology annotation, biological process: mitochondrial tRNA 3'-end processing. The transcript has a single exon. Gene Ontology annotation, molecular function: 3'-tRNA processing endoribonuclease activity. The record is from RefSeq and is a predicted model, not a curated record. Gene Ontology annotation, cellular component: mitochondrion. NCBI's taxonomy places the organism in Eukaryota, Euglenozoa, Kinetoplastea, Trypanosomatida, Trypanosomatidae.